Molecule: messenger RNA, 6879 nt
Organism: Capsaspora owczarzaki ATCC 30864
Lineage: Eukaryota; Filasterea; Ministeriida; Capsasporidae
Product: thrombospondin
Exons: 7
Coding region: 1-6765 (2254 amino acids)
Molecular function (GO): protein binding
Source: RefSeq, a predicted model, not a curated record
AUGAGAAGCACGGCAGUGUCCUGCUCUGUGCUUCUCCUGGUGCUAUGCUUGGCAUUCAAAGCCACAUUGGCACAGGCAAUUGGCGCUUGUGGGCCAGGUGGCGCGUGCAGUUGCUCUGGAACCACCGUGAAUUGCUUUAGCCAAGCGCUGACCGAUAUUCCAAGCGGAAUACCAACAAAUACCACAACCCUAACUCUGAGUUCCAACCAGCUCACGCGCAUUCCAGCAAAUGCCUUUCUGGGGCUGUCAAAUCUGACGACCUUGCAAAUUUCUCAAAAUCAAAUCACCACCAUUGCCACAGCUGCGUUCACCGGGCUGGCUCGUCUCAGACAGCUAACACUGGACGGAAACAUCAUCACAGCCGUCCCCGAAAAUGCAUUCGCUGGAUUGUCCGCGCUCACGUCCAUGCGCCUGCACGACAACAUGAUCACGAGCCUUUCCGCCAGUACAUUCACAGGACUGACAGCGCUGACUGAGCUGACGUUGAGUGACAAUCCCUUGACUACUUUACCGCCUGGUCUGUUCAAGGGCUUGCCGAACAAUCUCAGAUUGUCCGUCGUCAAUGGUCAAGUGUUGGCACCCAACAGCUUUGUUGGCAGCACGGCUCCUCCAAGCACCUACGGCAACGCGUCCUCGCCCAGGCAGUGUGAUACCGCCUGCGCAACGUGCUACAACGCUGGCGCUGCGUCAUGCUGUGGGACAAACUGCCUCUCCUGCAACUCGACGGAUUUGUGCACUCAAUGCUACGACGGUUAUGAAAUGGCGAGUGGGUACUGUAUCGAUCCGAGCAGCACGUCCCCGAGCAGCACCAUCGCGGACAAUGUAUCGAGCACUGCUGGUGAGGCGUCCAGCACUCCUGGUUUCAAUGCUACGAGCACCGCUGUGUUCAAUGCGUCGAGCACUGCUGUCAAAUCGACGACUGCCGCCUUCAAUGCUUCGAGUACCGCAGUGAAAUCGACGACUGCUACUUUCAACGCAUCGAGCACUGCAGUGAAGUCGACCAGCUCUGUGGUCAACGCUUCGAGCACCCCUGCAUUCAAGGCUUCGAGCACGCCUGCUGUCAAUGCUUCAAGCUCUGAUGUUGAUGCAUCGAGCACUGCUGUCGAUGCGUCCAGCACUCCUUCGUUCAAUGCUACGAGCACCGCUGUGUUCAAUGCGUCGAGCACUGCAGUGAAAUCGACGACUGCCGCCUUCAAUGCUUCGAGCACUGCCGUGAAAUCAACCACUGCUGCUUUCAAUGCAUCGAGCACUGCUGUCAAGUCGACCAGCUCUGUGGUCAACGCUUCGAGCACCCCUGCAUUCAAUGCUUCGAGCACGCCUGCUGUCAAUGCUUCCAGCUCUGACGUUGAUGCAUCGAGCACUGCUGUCGAUGCGUCCAGCACUCCUUCUUUCAAUGCUACGAGCACCGCUGUGUUCAAUGCGUCGAGCACUGCUGUCAAAUCGACGACUGCCGCCUUCAAUGCUUCGAGUACCGCAGUGAAAUCGACGACUGCUGCUUUCAACGCAUCGAGCACUGCUGUGAAGUCGACCAGCUCUGUGGUCAACGCUUCGAGCACCCCUGCAUUCAAUGCUUCGAGCACGCCUGCUGUCAAUGCUUCCAGCUCUGAUGUUGAUGCAUCGAGCACUGCUGUCGAUGCGUCCAGCACUCCUUCGUUCAAUGCUACGAGCACCGCUGUGUUCAAUGCGUCGAGCACUGCAGUGAAAUCGACGACUGCCGCCUUCAAUGCUUCGAGCACUGCCGUGAAAUCAACCACUGCUGCUUUCAAUGCAUCGAGCACUGCUGUCAAGUCGACCAGCUCUGUGGUCAACGCUUCGAGCACCCCUGCAUUCAAUGCUUCGAGCACGCCUGCUGUCAAUGCUUCCAGCUCUGACGUUGAUGCAUCGAGCACUGCUGUCGAUGCGUCCAGCACUCCUUCUUUCAAUGCUACGAGCACCGCUGUGUUCAAUGCGUCGAGCACUGCUGUCAAAUCGACAACUGCCGCCUUCAAUGCUUCGAGCACUGCAGUGAAAUCGACGACUGCUGCUUUCAACGCAUCGAGCACUGCUGUGAAGUCGACUAGCUCUGUGGUCAACGCUUCGAGCACCGCUGCAUUCAAUGCUUCGAGCACGCCUGCUGUCAAUGCUUCCAGCUCUGACGUUGAUGCAUCGAGCACUGCUGUCGAUGCGUCCAGCACUCCUUCUUUCAAUGCUACGAGCACCGCUGUGUUCAAUGCAUCGAGCACUGCUGUCAAAUCGACGACUGCUGCAUUCAAUGCUUCGAGUACCGCAGUGAAAUCGACGACUGCUGCUUUCAACGCAUCGAGCACUGCUGUGAAGUCGACCAGCUCUGUGGUCAACGCUUCGAGCACCGCUGCAUUCAAUGCUUCGAGCACGCCUGCUGUCAAUGCUUCCAGCUCUGACGUUGAUGCAUCGAGCACUGCUGUCGAUGCGUCCAGCACUCCUUCUUUCAAUGCUACGAGCACCGCUGUGUUCAAUGCGUCGAGCACUGCAGCGAAAUCGACGACUGCCGCCUUCAAUGCUUCGAGCACUGCCGUGAAAUCAACCACUGCUGCUUUCAAUGCAUCGAGCACUGCUGUCAAGUCGACCAGCUCUGUGGUCAACGCUUCGAGCACCCCUGCAUUCAAUGCUUCGAGCACGCCUGCUGUCAAUGCUUCCAGCUCUGAUGUCGAUGCAUCGAGCACUGCUGUCGAUGCGUCCAGCACUCCUUCUUUCAAUGCUACGAGCACCGCUGUGUUCAAUGCGUCGAGCACCGCUGUGUUCAAUGCGUCGAGCACUGCAGUGAAAUCGACGACUGCUGCAUUCAAUGCUUCGAGCACUGCCGUGAAAUCGACGACUGCUGCUUUCAAUGCAUCGAGCACUGCUGUGAAGUCAACUAGCUCUGUGGUCAACGCUUCGAGCACCCCUGCAUUCAAUGCUUCGAGCACGCCUGCUGUCAAUGCUUCAAGCUCUGAUGUCGAUGCAUCGAGCACUGCUGUCGAUGCGUCCAGCACUCCUUCUUUCAAUGCUUCGAGCACAGCUGUGUUCACUGCAUCGAGUACUGCCGUGAAAUCGUCCACUCCCGUUUCGUCUAGCGCGACUGUCAAAUCUACAACUGGCGUCAGCUCCUUCACGUCCACUGCAAAGCAGACCUCUGCAACGUCAACGACUUCCACUACCGCCACGUCGAAGGCCUCCACAUCGACUGUCAAGCCAUCCUCUACAACGGCCUCGUCCAAACUGUCGAGUACCAGCAAGUCGUUCACCGCCAGCUCAAGCAGCGUUUCGUCGUUCAAGCCAGUGACAACACCGACCUCAUCCGAAACGUCAUCAUUGAUACCUUCCUCCUUCACGUCCCCUGCAAAGCAAACGUCUGCAACGUCAACGACCUCCAGUACCGCCACGUCGAAGGCUUCCACAUCGACUGUCAAGCCAUCCUCUACAACGGCCUCGUCCAAACUGUCGAGUACCAGCAAGUCGUUCACUGCCAGCUCAAGCAGUGUUUCGUCGUCCAAGCCAGUGACCUCAUCCAAAACACCGGCCUCAUCCAAGACGUCAUCAUUGAUUUCUUCCUCCCGACCAGUGACUUCAUCCAAAACACCGGCCUCAUCCAAGACGUCAUCAUUGAUUUCUUCCUCCCGACCAGUGUCGUCCAAUACACCGACUACUUCCAAAACUUCAUCUUUGGUGGUUUCUUCCUCCCGACCAGUGUCAUCCGCAACGCCGAAUCCGACGACUUCGCUCUACCUGUGGCUGGCUCUACCCUUCGGAGCUUGCAUCGGCUCAUGCGGCAACGGCAUUCAGUCCAGGACAGUCGUUUGUGUUGCCGCUGCCAAUGCAUCGAACAUUGUGGACGACAGUUUGUGUUCUUGGUCACCGAAGCCGGUCUCUGAGCGGUUCUGCGAGCCCUGCCCGACCACGUAUGAGUGGGUGAUGGGUAUCUUCAGCCCCUGCACGUCGCCUUGCAGCACCGGGUUGCAAUUCCGAUCUGUUCGAUGCCUGUCGUCCAAUGGACUGCUGGUUGUCGACGCGUACUGCAAUGCUACGGUCAAGCCAGCGACCAACCAAACUUGUACUGGUGGUAACGCGUGCAACUGGUACACCAGUGCCUUUUCGAUGUGCGCGGGUCCAUGCAACAGCACCUCCAAUCAGACACGAUCAGUGUUGUGCAUUGACGAAACGGUUGGGUCUGUCGUCUCUCGCGAUCAGUGCAGUGUCGCGACAAUUCCAAGCACCACACAGAGCUGCAGCACGCCGGCAUGUCCAGUCAUCGAGCAGUACGACUGGGUCGUUGGCGCUUUUGGUGACUGCUCUGCGCUAUGCGGUCCCGGCACGCAAACUCGGAAUGUCAGCUGUCACUCCCUCACAAACGGCUCCUAUGUGAGCGAUGCACUUUGCGAACAAACCAGCGCGCGUCCCACUUUGUACCAGGCAUGCGAAGUCCAGCCUUGCGUCUACUCGUGGUUCUAUUCCUCUUGGAGUGGCGUGUGUGCCUAUCCGCAGUGUACCCAGACCCGCAAUCUGCUCUGUGCCAACCAAUUUGGCAUGUCUGUGCUGGCAUCCUACUGCUACAACAAUGGUGAGACACAGCCCGCGUCGAGCAGCCCUUGUCAGACAGAGUCUUGCACCAACACCCCAGUUGACUGCUCUUGCACGGACUGGUCGGAGCCGUCGUUGUGCUCGGCAGACUGCGGCUCUGGCACCCAGUAUCGUUACCGCGUGUGCACGGAGGCAGUCUAUGGCGGAAAUACCUGCGCGGCUCUCAAUCUGACUGCCACGUCGGAGGCACUGGCGUGCAACACGCAGCCCUGCCCAGUGAACUGCAACUGCACGGCAUUCCGUCCUACGAGCAGCUGCACCAAGUCGUGCGACACCGGCACACAGACGUUUGAGCGCACUUGCACCGGGCCCUUCAACGGUGGCUUGACGUGCGCAGAGCUCGGAUUCGACACGGCGCCCCGCACCUUGGUUUGCAACACUCAAGCCUGCGGAGAUACGACACUGCGCAACUGCACCUGCGGCGAAUGGUCGGCCUGGUCCAACUGCACGCGCAAUUGCGACACUGGCGCGCAGAGUCGCUCUCGCAUCUGCACGGAAGGAGUGAACGGUGGAGCAACAUGUGAAUCGCUCGGUCUGGAGCGCGAUGAAUCACGCACGUGCAACGAGCGUCCUUGUGCCAUGCCGGUGGACGCGCUUGCAUUCAUGCUAGGCUUUGAUGGCACAGACAACCAGGCUCGCCGCAGCACUGACUCGAAUGAAGCGUCUCCCAUCAUCGGGCAAGCCGUCAAGUUUGAUGAAAACUCUGCUGGAAUUGUUGUUGACGCUUCCACUGCUGGCGGCCUGUUCCAGUUCACCUUUUCCAUGUGGCUCUUGCCGGCUAGUGACGGUUCCCUGCCAGCUGAUGCCCUUCUUGUGCGUCUGCCUGGCGACUCUGGGAGCGCUCUGUCACUCCGAGGUAACGAGCACCAAGUUCUGGCCCCUUCUGCAUCAAUGGCCACUGCUUUCAUUCAUGACGGCACAAGCACGCCCAGCUCGAGCAACAGCUGGAAGCACCUUGCGCUGACGUGGGAUGGAACGACCGCGCGCUUGUAUCUGAACGGUGCACUCGUCGAUUCGGCGCCGACAGAUUCGUCGUUGGAGUUUAUUCCAGGAGGCGAGUGGGUCGUUGGAUGCAUCGGCGACGGGUCUGCCUGCUACCGUGGCUUGAUCGACGAGGUGUCGCUGUGGACAUCGGCCUUGUCUGACUCGAUGCUUCAGGAGCUUGUCCAGCGUGGCCAGGAGCAUUUGGACGUGUACGCGCAAGUGUCUGCGGUCAAUCCUGCACCCCCUCAACCCCCUGGUGGCGACGACGACACGUCGGAUUCCAACAACUUGCCAAUUAUCAUCGGAGCUGCCGCUGGCGGUGCGUGUCUUGUGACUGUGCUGGCAACCAUUCUCAUUCGUCGUCGCGUGCGCGCACAGCAUGCCGCUCGAGGUGCUGCCAACCAACGUCUCGACUUUGAAUCGUCGUCCAGAGCUCCGGUACCGAUGCAGUCAAACGCCUUGGUCGGUUCACAGCCGGCCCAACAGCAAGCGCAACCAGUGGUGCAGCCACCCCAGCAAGCGCCGCAACAAGCAAAGUCGCUGCAACAGGUGCAACCUCUGCGACGCCCUGCGUCUUCUGCUGGUCUCCAGCCCGCCGACGUGUACGCCACACCGGUGCGUGCGGUGCCCAUUCCAUUGCGGGAGCAGUCGAAGGCUGUCGUGGUUGGUCCAAACUCUCGACCCGGUUCGACGCUUCUGCCCGAGCCCGCGGCCUUCCGGGCUACCCACAAGUUUGUUCCGCGUCACGGCGACGAGCUGUCCAUGGAAGUGAACGACGUCGUGUACAUCCUUUCCGAGUGCAGCGAUGGAUGGUGCAUUGUCCGUUCGCGUCGCGGCAAGGGCUUGGUCCCGCGCAAUCGGCUCGUCGCGCUGCCGCUCCGAGCAGCAAUCCCCUCCUCCGAAGCUGAGCACGUGUACGAUCCCGUCACACCCGACCAUCUGUACGAUCCCGUCACACCCGACCAUCUGUACGAUCCUGUUACACCCGACAUCGACAACGUGUAUGAGCCCGUCAACCGUGAAAAUCUAUACGAUCGGGUUGCCGACGCCAUCGAUCCGCGUCCAAGCGAGACUUCUGAACCCUUGUACGAGCCGCGAUACUCGCUUCCUGCGACAACGUCCCCGAAUUCCGAGCCCUUGUACGAGCCUCGAUAUUCCACUCCUGCUUCGUCUUCGAUCCAGCCCGAGCACUUGUAUGACAACUAGAAGCAGCCUGAAUGUUUGAAUGUUUGUGCGUGCGCGUGUGUGUGUUUUGGUACCUUUGUGUUUUUUGGAUGUGGUUUUUCGGUCUGCAAUGCACAGUAAAUUUGUCGAACGAGU